Penaeus indicus is the source of this 3756-nucleotide messenger RNA. Its product is annotated as roundabout homolog 2-like. Gene Ontology annotation, molecular function: protein binding. The transcript has 11 exons. Gene Ontology annotation, biological process: cell-cell adhesion. NCBI's taxonomy places the organism in Eukaryota, Metazoa, Arthropoda, Malacostraca, Decapoda, Penaeidae. Bases 1 to 3756 code for a protein of 1251 amino acids. The record is from RefSeq and is a predicted model, not a curated record.
AUGAAUUUCUGUUUUAAAUGGCCUCCGGGAAGCAGUUCUACUCCAAAGCGACCAGUUUUGCCUCACUUUGUAACAGAAGGUAAUCUAACCAGGUGCGGUUCUAUGCCUCCAAACAUCCAGCGCAGCGAGAGCGUCCAUCUGCUUGGGGCUGACCCGCACGUCUUCAAUCCUAUAAGCCUGACACCUUCCACGCCCACCUCACGGCGCCACGCCCUUCGCCCCGACAAAGACCGCCGCGGCGAAAUCAAGAAGCUUUGCGCACGUGUUGCCCGCGGGGUUCCUGGGGACGUUGUGGCUGAGAGGGUUGAGGAGUUGAGGGCGGUUUUAGCCAGGCUGACGUUGGGACGAAAGCUGAGACUGGUUUUCGUGGGGAUCGUAUCUGUGUGUCCUGGUGCACCACACGACUUAAAUUAUGCGAUUGCCGGAGAGUAUGACUUAAGGUCUGAAGAGGGAAUAUUGCAGAGAAAAGAUUUCAAGAGGCUGGUUGCACUCGGUUACAAUGAAGACUUUUCUACUGGUUUGCAUCGUGGCUGUUGCAGUGGCCAGGCAAGGGCAAUAUCAAAGACACAGAUUCACUUUAUACACUUCAUUACACCCUGGAAUGCUGCUAAUUUUGUGCUCCAUAUCAAAACUAAGACAGGCCCACCGGUGAUCAAGGAGCACCCGAGCAGCUUGGCGGCGCGGCGCAACGACCCCGCCACCCUCAACUGCGCCGCCUCCGGAGCCAGCCGCAUCCGCUGGUACCGCGACGGCGAGGAGGUGACGACGGCGGCGGAGGACCCGCGCUCCCACCGCGUCCUCCUGCCCUCGGGCUCGCUGUUCUUCCUGCGCGUGGCCACCUCCAAGAGGGAUAGCGACGCCGGAACCUACUGGUGCGUGGCCUCCAACAUCCACGGCGCCACGCGCUCCCACAACGCCACCCUCACCGUGGCCACGCUCGCCUACGACUUCCAGAGCCAGACCGACCCCGUGGUGAGGGCGCGCGUCGGUGACUCUCUGGCCCUGCCAUGCCGCCCGCCCAAGGGCUCUCCGCCCCCCGAAGUCACCUGGCUCAGGGACUCCCACGAGGUCACCAACUCCAGCCGGAUCUCCGUGACACAGGCGGGCGAUCUUGUCAUCAGUCAGGCCGUCGAGGAGGACUCGGCCUCCUACGUGUGUCGCGCCCGCAACGCCGCGGGCGCCCGGGAGUCAACGCCCACCAAGCUCACCAUAAUGACGCCGCCCUGGUUCGAGGAGCGUCCGGCGAACGUGACCGUCGCGUCGGGCGUGGUGGUGGAGCUGGCGUGCCGUGCCCGAGGCUCGCCCACGCCCACGGUCACCUGGCGGCGUCUCGACGGCAAGAUGCCGCUCGGCCGCACUAUGAUCGAGGACCAGCGGCUGGUGCUGGACCACGUGGCGGCUGCCGACUCCGGCGUGUACGUGUGCGAGGUGGAGAGCGAGGCAGGGAUUGCCGCGGCCAGGGCAACUCUCACAGUGAUCGACGCCCCCGAGUUCGCUCAGCGGCCGCAGAAUAUUCAGGUGGUGGCUGGCCAGAGCGCCAGGCUCUCGUGCAAGGUCGAGGGCGACCCCAAGCCUCUCCUGCUGUGGCGGCUUCCCACCCAGGACAGGACUGCCCUGCUCGCCGCGGGACAAAGCAGCGGCCACGCCUCCGUCGCCGACCAAGGCCAGACUCUCCUGCUCAAUGACGUCACCACACUUGAAACCGGAACCUAUUCCUGCUGGGGCGUCAGCAGCGGCGGUGGCGUCAGUGCUCAUUCAGAGGUAGUCGUUGUAAAGGCAUACCCUCCACCUGUGGUAGGCAUAGGACCACAGGAUCUUAAAGUGUCUCCCGGCGUGAACGUCGUGUUCCCUUGCGAGGCAGUGAGUGAGGCAACCCAAGUGUCAAUAUCGUGGUGGCACCAGCCUACAGCCUCUCAUCCAGUUCGGCAUCUUUCUAAAGGCAGUAAAAGUGGCAGAGUUUCUAUUCUCGUUAACGGUGCACUUGUGAUCAGGGACGUUCGCGUCAGUGAUGCAGGAACUUAUAGAUGCCACAUCAGCGCUAGCACGGGUUCCAUAAAGAGAUCAGCAGUACUGCAAGUAGUAGAAGCAGCCGAAGAAUACCGCCCCUUCCUGCUGCCGGCGCCGCCGUCCAAGCCUCGCCUCGUGGCCGUCAACCAGACUGCUGUGCAUCUGAGCUGGCUGCCCAACUCCCAGAUGGGCGGAGGUUCCGAUCAGACGUACACGGUGGAGUUCUGGCGCCAGGGCUGGGAAGAGUGGCGGGUAGCGGACGCCCUCAUCUCGCAGGAGUCGUGUGUGGUGGGCGGGCUGACGCCUGGCCACACCUACACCUUCCUGGUCCGUGCCGUCGACUCGCGAGGGGCGUCGUUCCCGAGUCCCUGGUCCGACCCGGUCACGACCCGCUCUCCUCGCGACCCGAGUCUCACGGAGGAGGAGGUCCGUCACGUCCGCCGCCGCCUCUCGCGCCUCGCCGUCACGCUCACUGACGCCACAGUCACCACCCCCGACAGCGUCCUUCUCGGCUGGGAGUUCCUCGCGCUGGCGGACGAGGCCGUCGAGGGAGUGCUGGUGUACGCCGUCAGCGACUCGGGCGCCGUGCAGGUGGCCACCGUGUUUGGCUCAUCGACUUCUCACCUUAUGCAAGGUCUCCAGGCCAAUACUCCUUACAUCUUCUUCAUUGUCCCCUUCUGGCGCAGCAUCGAAGGCACACCAUCUAACUCAUAUUCGCUGCAAACCCCGCAAGAUGUGCCAUCAGUCGCUCCCACUGACGUACGCGUUACGCCACUCGAGGAAGGAUCUGUGCUCAUCACGUGGUCGUCGUUGGAGCCGGAAAAAGCCAGAGGAGAGAUCGUUGGUUACCAGGUCAUCAUAAGUCACAAUACUACAUAUACGACAGAAACCGUCGUUAAUCCGUGGUUAGACGCUAUUGGCUUAGUUCCAGGUCAGCUAUACACUAUCCGCGUAUCUGCUGUAACGAAAGUAGGCCCCGGUCCCUUCACCGCGCCUUUGUUGGUGGAUAUUGGACCCUCGCAAGUCGACUCUCACCCACAACAGGAAAGCGAUGUCGCAGGCACUAACUUUCAGGAACCAGAAAGACCCAAGUGGUUAAUAGUUCUUCAUAUUAUAACACCCAUCGUACUGCUGAUGUCUUUAGCAACUUUGUUGUACGUACGAAAACUGAAUGAUAAGCCAGUGACCUCACCUGCACCGAAGUCUUCCCUGCUGUAUCAAGUCCCAGAAUGUCUCUUCUCGUCGCAGCACCCCGAGUCUGCAAGCACAUGCAGCGAGAACAUGAUUUUAGCGCCUAACAAGAGCCAGUUUUCGAGUGCCUCGUCUUCCCCGCUGCUGAGGUACCAUGAACGUGUGAAUGAAUAUGCAGAGCCGAGAUUCCAGAAGCCCAACGAGAACACUGAACCCUACGCCACAACGACCUUGUUAGUACCAGCGUCGCCUUAUCCGAAUCCAAAAUACUGGUCCAGGAACACAGAAACGUCUUCCACCAGUACCUACCACUGGUCCGUAUCCCUCCCCUCGUCUCACACUCGGUCCUUCACGCCGCAGAGCAUAGAUUAUCACUGUUCAUCUGUUCGUUAUCGAUAUCCCUUCGGAGCCAUUAAGAUGGCUCUACCAAAUACCCUUAUCUUUCGACGACCCAAUUUAACCUCUCCUCCUUAUCAAGAAACACAUCCUACAGCCCCGCGAGUGCCCUUAAACCAUCAGACCGGUACAGCAACAGGUGUGCGGGUCAUAAGAAUAUAG